Diabrotica virgifera virgifera (western corn rootworm) is the source of this 429-nucleotide messenger RNA. RefSeq names its product single-pass membrane and coiled-coil domain-containing protein 4 homolog. The coding region runs from base 179 to 361 and encodes 60 amino acids. The transcript is spliced from 2 exons. The record is from RefSeq and is a predicted model, not a curated record. Lineage: Eukaryota; Metazoa; Arthropoda; Insecta; Coleoptera; Chrysomelidae.
AACACCGAAAACACCCACCGGCCACCUGUCAAUUUUGGUUGCAAGCAACAACAAGAAAGUGAAGACGUCAGCAAAUAGGAAGUUCGAACAUUUUAUUGAGAUAAUUUAGAUUACAGAUUGCAGGUGCAGGUCACUUUUAUCUUUUCUUUUCCUAGAACAUCAGUGAUAUAAUUGCAACAUGCGCAACAAGGCCGGAAAAGUGAAAGAAACCUCCAAAGAGAAGAAACAGAGGAAAAAGGAUUUUCAAGAAACCCAAAAACAAGUAAAAACCAUUGUAUUACCAGGACUGAUAGUUAUUGCUAUAUUCAUUAUCAUUUAUGUUUAUAUGAAAACAAGACCAAAAAAUGGUUACAUUGAUUGAUACAGAAAAUCAAUAAAACAUGUAAAUAUUACGUUAAUUUUUAAAUAUAUUAAAGUUUAUAACAUAAA